Agelaius phoeniceus (red-winged blackbird) is the source of this 1486-nucleotide messenger RNA. The record is from RefSeq and is a predicted model, not a curated record. Lineage: Eukaryota; Metazoa; Chordata; Aves; Passeriformes; Icteridae.
AUUCCCGCUGUUUUUCCCCCAUUCCCGCAGUUCCCCCAUGGCGAUCCCGUCUCCCUGAGCCCCGCGAUGCCCCGCGCCCCUCGGGCUGCGGCGCCGGGGUGGUCGCUCCUCCUUCCUCCCCCUCCUCCUCCUCCUCCUCCUCCUCCUCCCGCUCCUCGGAGCCGCUCCGGCCGCUGAUCCCGCUCCGAGCCGAGCCGAGCCGAUUCCCGGGAUAAAAUAAACCCAGAUCCACAGGGAUGGAGCGGGAAUGGCCGCGGGGCAAAGCGCGGCUGCCCUCGCUGCUGCUGGCGCUGCUGGGGCUCGGCCCAGAGCUGCUCUUCGGGCAGUCGCGGGCCCCUCCCCGCCAGGUGAACGGCAUCCUGGGCGGCUCCGUGCUGCUGUCGCCGUCGCUGCUGCCCAACCAGACGGUGAAGGAGAUCGAGUGGAGCUUCUCGGGCGGCUCCGGCGCCACCAUCCAGGUGGCCGAGGUGGGCCCGGCGGGGCUGGAGCGCCCGGACCCGCGCGACCGCUUCGGGCGGCGCCUGGAGCUGGUGAACGGCACCGCGCUGCGGCUGCGGGCGCUGCAGAGCGGCGACAGCGGCGUCUUCGGGGCCCGCAUCAAACUGCAGCCGGCCCUGGUGGAUGACCAGACCUUCAACCUGUCCGUCUACGAGGCCGUGCCCAGCCCCCGGACGCGCAGCCAGCUCCUGGCCAGCACCCUGGAGUGGUGCAACCUGACCCUGCAGUGCCAGGGCAGCGGGCGCGGCGCCGUCAAUGUCACCUGGCGGCGCGACAGCCUCACCUGGGGCCAGCUGGGGCCCGGGCGCCACCAGCUGUCCCCCGACGGCACCACCCUGAGGCUGGCGCUGCCGCCCGCCGCCACCAACGCCACCUACGCCUGCACCGUCAGCAACCCCGCCGACCACAAGGUCGCCCUGUUCGACCUGCAGAGCCUGUGCCAGGGCGGAGGGGGUCCCUCAGCCUUCUCCACCUCGGGCUAUGUGGUUCUGUCUCUCAUCCUGGUGGCCGUGAGCCUGGGCGGCGCCUUCUGGUGCUGGAGGGUCAACAGCGAGAAGGCGGCCGAGGCAGCCGCCACGCCCACGGCGCCGCCCGAGGAGAGCCCCGGGGAGCCGCAGUUCAGCGACAUCGUCUGCAGGAGCCCCCCCGAGGGCAACGACCAGGGCCCCAGCCCCCCCGAGGCCCCGCAGGAACCCAGCGAACCCCAAAAACCCCAGCCCGAGGCCCCGCAGGAACCCAGCGAACCCCAAAAACCCCAGCCCGAGGCCCCGAAAUCGCCCCCGGGGGGCGGCGAGCAGAAAGGGCCCGAGGACACGGCCGAGGAGGUGACAUAGGCCAGGGCCCCGCAGCGCCGGGACCCCUGGAAGGGCUGUGAGCGUCGUGUGCCAAACCCCGACCCCAAAGAACCCCACAGCCGGACGGAUUUCCCCGUUUCUGACCCCAAAACCCUCGGGGCUGACCCCAAUUCCCUGCCUGGGGCUGUGCUGGG